Pyrus x bretschneideri (Chinese white pear) is the source of this 1354-nucleotide messenger RNA. RefSeq lists its product as uncharacterized. The transcript has 3 exons. Lineage: Eukaryota; Viridiplantae; Streptophyta; Magnoliopsida; Rosales; Rosaceae. The record is from RefSeq and is a predicted model, not a curated record. The coding region runs from base 28 to 978 and encodes 316 amino acids.
UUAUGUGACAUUCUCCGGCAAAGAGGAAUGCUACGUGAUACUGCUGGUGUUAUGAUAGAGGAGCAGCUGGGAAUCUUUUUGAAUAUUAUUGGCCAUAAUGAACGCAACAGAGUUAUCCAAGAGCGAUUUCAUCAUUCAGGUGAAACCAUCAGCCGUCAUUUCAAUAAUGUGUUGAAGGCAGUCAAGUCACUGUCACGCGAAUUUCUACAAACACCAACCCCCACCAGACCUUCAGAAAUCCAUGGAAGCAUUAGAUUUUAUCCAUAUUUCCAGGAUUGUCUCGGAGUCAUUGGUGGAAUGCACAUUCCAGCCCAUGUCCCAGCCAAAGAUCAAUCCCGGUUUCGAAAUAAGAAAGGUGUUCUUUCACAAAAUGUGUUGGCAGCUUGCACGUUUGACCUUCAGUUUAUAUUCAUUUAUCCUGGCUGGGAAGGCUCAGCUGCAGGAGCCCGUGUGUUGAAGGCAGUCCUUGAUGAUCCGCAUCAGAAUUUCCCUCGUAUUCCUGAAGGAAAAUAUUACCUUGUCGACACAGGAUAUGCAAAUAUGAAAGGCUUUAUUGCCCCAUUUCAAGGCGUCAGGUAUCAUGCUAAUGAAUAUAGAGGUGCAAAUCAAUUACCUAGAAAUGCAAGGGAGCUAUUUAAUCACAGGCACUCAUCUCUUAGGAAUGUCAUCCAGAGAUCUUUUUAUUUGUUGAAGACUAGGUUUCCGAUACUCAAACUUGCUCCUCAAUACGCAUUUCAUAUUCAAAGGGAUAUAGUUAUAGCUGCGUGUGUUCUACACAAUUACAUCCGGCGUAUGUCAAAAAAGGAUUGGCUGUUUUCGAGUGCGGAAGGGACAAAAAUGGAUGAAUUGCCUGAUCUCGAUGAAAAUCUUGACACAGAGUUACUUACUUCGAUACAAGAACAUGUUGCUUUAUCAGUGAGAGAGUCAAUUGCCACAGAAAUGUGGGAUGACUUUAUAAAUAAAUGGGAUCAAUGGUAACUGUCAGCAGUAGCUUUUAUUAUGGUGAUAUUUUCAAACCGUAAGAGGCAUCCUUUGACGAGGAGCAAAGCAAGGAAGUUAUUGUUUGGGAUACAUCUUAGCAUUUGGUCUUUGUCCGGCUCAAGACGUAAAACCUAGCUUUUUUUUUUUUUUUUUAUAUAGAGAGGUUAAAUGAUGCAGAUACUAUGAUUGUGAUAAUUGUAAUUAUUUGUAAGAAAGUGCUAUUCACACACCUAUUUUUACCUUCCACACACCUCUGUUAAUUUUGGCCAUAGAUCUUUAAUUCAUUCUAUCAAAUGGGUGAAAAUUGGGAGAGGUGUGUGGAUAGCAGUACCUAUUUAUAAUUUGACCAUUUCUGCUGUGAGGCCGUAACUAA